This is a messenger RNA of Knipowitschia caucasica, 1698 nucleotides long. NCBI's taxonomy places the organism in Eukaryota, Metazoa, Chordata, Actinopteri, Gobiiformes, Gobiidae. The record is from the annotation of a GenBank genome assembly.
AUGAGUGCUAUAGAUCAUAUCCGGGACAUGGCCGCCGCUGGACUUCACUCUAAUGUGCGGAUUAUGAGCAGUUUGUUGCUGACGAUGAGCAAUAACAACCCAGAACUGUUCACUCCAGCGCAGAAGUACCAGCUGCUGGUGUACCAUGCAGAUGCCAUCUUCCAUGACAAAGAAUACAGAAACGCAGCCUGUAAAUACACCAUGGCCCUGCAGAUGAGGAAAGUCCUGAGCAAAACCUCAAAAGUGAGGACUUCAGCCGGAGGAGCUUCAGCCAACAUCCAAGCACAGAGUUUACCAUCAGAAAUUGAAGUCAAGUACAAGAUCGCUGAAUGUUACACGAUUUUGAAACUAGACAAAGAUGCCAUUGCUGUGCUUGAUGGAAUUCCUUCUCGGCAGCGGACACCGAAGAUCAACAUGAUGCUGGCAAACCUGUACAGAAAAGCGGGUCUGGAGAGGUCUGCGGUCACCAGCUACAAAGAGGUGCUCAGACAGUGCCCCCUCGCUCUGGACGCCAUCAUCGGCCUCCUGUCGCUGUCAGUGAAAGGGGCAGAAGUGGCCUCUAUGACCAUUGAUGUGAUUCAGACCAUCCCAAACCUGGACUGGCUCUCGGUCUGGAUCAAAGCCUAUGCCUUCAUCCAUGUGGGGGACAACCAGAGGGCCAUCAACACAAUAUGCUCUUUAGAGAAGAAGUCUCUGCUGAGAGAUAACGUAGAUCUGUUGGUGAGUUUGGCGGAUGUUUACUUCAGAGCCGGAGACACAAAAAACGCCAUCCUCAAAUUUGAACAAGCUCAAAUGUUGGACCCUUAUUUGAUUAAAGGCAUGGAUGUGUACGGGUAUCUUAUGGCUCGUGAAGGACAUUUAGAAGAUGUGGAGGUUUUGGGAGGACGGUUGUUCAACAUUUCAGACCAACACGCCGAGCCCUGGGUCAUUUCUGGAUGUCACAGCUUCUACAGUAAACGAUAUUCUCGUGCUCUGUACCUCGGGGCCAAAGCCAUCCAGCUGAACAGCAACAGUGUGCAGGCUCUUCUCCUGAAGGGGGCAGCACUGAGGAACAUGGGCCGAGUGCAAGAGGCUAUAAUCCACUUCAGAGAAGCCAUGCGCCUGGCCCCAUGUCGACUGGACUGCUACGAAGGCCUGAUUGACUGUUACCUAGCGUCUAACGGGAUCCGUGAGGCGAUGGGAAUGGCCAACAAUAUUUACAAGACUCUGGGCGCAAACGCUCAGACGCUCACCAUCCUCGCCACGGUCUGUCUGGAGGACCCGGUGACCCAGGAGAAGGCCAAGAGUCUGCUGGACAAAGCCCUGGCCCAGAGACCGGACUACACCAAGGCCGUGGUCAAGAAGGCCGAGCUGCUGAGUCGAGAGCAGAAGUACGACGAGGGAAUCGCUCUUCUGAGAAACGCUCUGGCCAAUCAGAGCGACUGCGUGCUGCACAGGAUGCUGGGAGAUUUCCUGGUGGCGGUGAACGACUACCAGGAGGCGAUGGACCAGUACAGUAUCGCUCUGAGCCUGGACCCGAACGAUCAGAAGUCUCUGGAAGGGAUGCAGAAAAUGGAGAAGGAGGAGAGCCCGACGGACGCCACGGUGGAACUGGACGGAGACGACAUGGAGGGCAGCGGCGAGGAGGGCGAGCUGGAGGGCAGCGACAGCGAGGCGGCGCAGUGGGGGGACCAGGAGCAGUGGUUUGGGAUGCAAUGA